Messenger RNA from Peromyscus californicus insignis, 2158 nucleotides. It is a transcript of the gene Syt5, whose product is annotated as synaptotagmin 5. Gene Ontology annotation, cellular component: axon; synaptic vesicle membrane; dense core granule. The transcript is spliced from 8 exons. NCBI's taxonomy places the organism in Eukaryota, Metazoa, Chordata, Mammalia, Rodentia, Cricetidae. The record is from RefSeq and is a predicted model, not a curated record. Gene Ontology annotation, biological process: calcium ion-regulated exocytosis of neurotransmitter; cellular response to calcium ion; synaptic vesicle endocytosis. Bases 664 to 1824 code for a protein of 386 amino acids. Gene Ontology annotation, molecular function: syntaxin binding; calcium ion binding; calcium-dependent phospholipid binding.
AGGCCGACUAGGUCACGAGAACAGGUGUGAAGACAGAGUCGGGGUGCACGCGCGAGAGACUCGUGAGCGAGAGGAUGUGGGGGCCCAACACAGGUGCCGGGGCAAGGUUCCCCACUUCACCAGCGAGAGGGGUGGUGCAAGGGGUCCGAGGCGGAGGGAGGGGCCGCUGUGGAUGCACAGACCACAGGCCACCCUCAACCACCCUCUCUGGGCCGCGCGAUCCCGGUCCUGGGUCCCGUGCACCGGCACCGCCCGGCCUUGGUUUCUGUGCGUCAGUCCCUCCCGUUGUCUUGGCAACAGGCUCGUUGCCCAGCAACCAGCCUUGCUAUCACCCUGCCUGGAGCCCGGCGGUCUCUCUGGGCAACAGUGGUCGGAUGGUUCCUACGCCUGCCUUCGCCCACUUCCGGUUCAAGCCCUUGGGAAGGGCAAGGAAGGGGCAGAAGAAGAGGGUGGUUGGGGGAUCCGCCUGCAGAGAGGGAUCGUCCUUUUGAGAUGGAAUUGGGUCCCCCCAAAGCCCGCCCUCGGCCUGGAAAGGCUGAGAUUAACUCCCAGUGUGCACCGAAAGUCUCUGAUGCGCGGAAAACUCAAUGGAUGUUUGGGGUAGGAGUGGGGGGAUAGGGUGCUUGGGUACCUCUGCAGGAAGCACCGCAGGAGCCCGACGCCAUGUUCCCGGAACCCCCGACCCCGGGGUCUCCAGCGCCUGAGGCACCUCCAGACUCGAGCCGCAUCAGGCAGGGCGCAGUGCCUGCCUGGGUCCUGGCCACCAUCGUGCUGGGCUCAGGCUUCCUGGUCUUCAGCAGCUGUUUCUGUCUCUACCGGAAGCGCUGUCGGAGACGAAUGGGCAAGAAGAGUCAGGCCCAAGCCCAAGUCCAUCUUCAGGAAGUGAAGGAGCUGGGCCGGAGUUACAUAGAUAAGGUUCAGCCUGAAAUAGAGGAGCUGGACCCCUCACCUUCCAUGCCAGGACAGCAGGUUUCAGACAAGCACCAGCUAGGACGGUUGCAGUAUUCACUGGAUUAUGACUUCCAGACUGGUCAGCUCCUGGUGGGCAUCUUGCAAGCUGAAGGACUGGCAGCGUUGGACCUAGGAGGUUCCUCGGACCCUUAUGUAAGUGUCUAUCUGCUGCCAGACAAGCGGAGACGACAUGAGACCAAGGUGCAUCGGCAGACCCUGAAUCCACACUUUGGGGAGACCUUUGCCUUCAAGGUCCCAUACGUGGAACUGGGGGGCAGAGUGCUGGUCAUGGCGGUGUAUGACUUCGACCGCUUCUCCCGCAACGAUGCCAUCGGGGAGGUGCGGGUGCCCAUGAGUUCCGUGAACCUGGGGCGGCCGGUGCAGGCCUGGAGAGAGCUGCAGGCGGCUCCCAAAGAGGAGCAGGAGAAACUGGGGGACAUCUGCUUCUCUCUCCGCUAUGUCCCCACGGCCGGAAAGCUCACCGUCAUUGUCCUGGAAGCUAAAAACCUGAAGAAGAUGGAUGUUGGGGGACUCUCAGAUCCCUAUGUUAAAGUGCACCUGCUUCAGGGAGGCAAGAAGGUUCGGAAGAAGAAAACCACCAUUAAGAAGAACACCCUGAACCCCUAUUACAAUGAGGCCUUCAGCUUUGAGGUACCCUGUGACCAAGUGCAGAAAGUCCAAGUGGAGCUGACCGUAUUGGACUAUGACAAGCUGGGCAAGAAUGAGGCCAUCGGGAGAGUGGCGGUGGGCGCAGCCGUCGGUGGGGCCGGCCUUCGGCACUGGGCUGACAUGUUGGCCAACCCCAGGCGGCCCAUUGCCCAGUGGCACUCGCUGCGGCCCCCUGACCGAGCCAGGCCAGUGCCCGCACCCUGAUCCCCAUCAGGCAAGCACCCGACCCCGGAUCCCUCGCUCCCAGCCCCUUACACGCCUCCCCGAAUGCCUCUCCCUACUCCCCAAAUGUUGCAUCCAUUCCUACCUCCACAUUGGAAAUGUUUCUAACUUCUAGCACCAGAGUCCCAUACCCAGAAACCACAGUGACCUUGUGGGGGGGUGGUUAAGUCUGGCACCCCCCGCCCCAGGGUCCUACCCUCUGCUUUGACAAUCAGCUGUGAAGCUUGUUAUCUCCUUUCUCCCAGUCUCUUAGCUCUUCCCACACAGCUUGCCCCCUGUACUGCUCCUGGGCCAAAUAAAUACUCAACAGCUUGGA